Yarrowia lipolytica CLIB122 is the source of this 4026-nucleotide messenger RNA. RefSeq lists its product as uncharacterized. NCBI's taxonomy places the organism in Eukaryota, Fungi, Ascomycota, Dipodascomycetes, Dipodascales. The record is from RefSeq and is a predicted model, not a curated record. Gene Ontology annotation, biological process: phosphatidylinositol phosphate biosynthetic process. Gene Ontology annotation, molecular function: 1-phosphatidylinositol-4-phosphate 5-kinase activity. Gene Ontology annotation, cellular component: plasma membrane.
AUGAACGAACUCAAGCCAUACACGUUGCCUCAGUUCCAGUCCGCUAAAGCUGCUGCCGCCGCCGCCGCCAAAGCGGCUGCGAAGAACAAGAAGCGGUACGAACAGACGCAGAAACAGGCCCGCAAGCAACAGAAGCAGUACUCAACCUCGGGUUUCGUGUCCGCAGGCGUACCUCCCUCGAACGUGACGCCCUCGCCACCUUCCGACUAUUCUUUUACGGGUUAUUCUCCCCGUACUUCCACUUCAUCCACGUCGUCGCUCUACGAGGACGACCUACGUUCUGUGGCUGCGACUACUACCACGAACGCUACAACCACAGCGCCAUCUAUUCGCUCAUCGUAUUCGACUUACGGAUACCCCUCUGGAGUGUCUGGUAUCUCGUCUCUCUCUGGCAUCGGUAUUUCAGGCCCUUCUUUUCCAUUGUCCCAACCAGCGAACUCAAACUACGUUAACAAUAGCCCUAACCGCGCCCCCAAACAGGACUGGUCCCAGCACAAUCAUCAUCAACAAGCGUUUGUUUUGCCUCAGGAGCCUUGUGGUAAAAACACUGACCGAGCAACACAGACAGAGGACCGGGACAUUCGUGGCACAGACGCAAGUGUCGCAAACAGCCGCAGCGCAACCCACGACCACGAGUUUGACUUUGAACAGGACGACCCCAGUCUCUACACGAAGGCCACUCCACAGCACAGCCCCCCCGGGCCAUCUAUCUCCAAAAUUCCGCACUCGUUACGAACAUCGACGGUCGCACACAGUGGUGUCUUGCCGCUGUCGUUCGACUCGUCUGAUGCUCACACGGCGUACUCGGCCAAGUCUGCCGAGACGGCCGACACUGCUCGAGUAGGGGAGUCCGACAAAGCUGAUGACAACGAAAGCUUUGUGCUGACCGACGUGAGAGAUGAUGCGAGCCACAAAAACACACAUGGCCACAGCAAGCAUCAUACCAACGGACACAAGCACAACCUGACCAACUUGGUGAGCCAGGUGCCGCUCCCUCUCCAUCAUAUUCCGCAUCACAAACACAAAGAUAAGGAUUACAAACCCGAGUAUAUUGAUUUGACCAGUGCUUCGGAAAGACAGGAGGAUGAGGACAAGCAAAUGUCCUCCGAGCACAAGGAGGAGGAGGAGGCCAAGCAUGGCCACAACACCAGUACCAACACCAACACCAUCACACAUCAUACUUAUGCAUCUACUCUCGACCCGAAACACAUUCAGGUUCAUUCUCUCGGCGUCCCUGAGUCUCCAACUACACAGCAGCAGUCUCAGCCGCAGUCAUCGUCUACGCCACUGGAACACACACAUCUCGAAUCGGUGACCACCACACAGCCACAGUCACCGUCGCCGGAGUCGACCACCGUGUCCCCCACUAACAGCGUGUCGCCAGCAUACCUGUCGUCGCUGUCAUCUUACAACAACGACGAUGAGAUGGCCCCCGAGAUCAAGGAGGACGAGUUCUUUGACGCGGAGGAGAAUGUCACCGCUGCUGACGCCGCCGAAGUGUCAGCGGGCUACUUUGCGACCCACCGACCAGUGCACCAUAGCGCCGAGGAGAUGGGGGUAGACCCUCUAAGCGUGGAGGACGCGAGCAGCGCCACCGACACCGGCACCGGCACCGACAAGACAAGCAUUAUCGACACAGUCCAAGGCGACGACACCGGCGCCACGACGGACACCAACACUGACACCAACACAACAACGCCGGCACAGGCGUCCUCUUCGACUGACACAUCCAGCAACACCGUCAAAAGCCCCUCUGCCAUUGCAUCUCCGGCCCAGGGCUCUUCUGGCGCUGAGACAUAUGCUGAUGCUGGCAACAACCACGCAUCGGGUCUGGUGCCUCCUUCGGCGCCCUUCUCAUCGCCUCUUCUCAAAGAGCAGUCGCCACCCAUGACCCGUCGUCAGACAGCUCCUCCUACUAACAUGCCUGCGCAGCCGUCUUCCGCGACUUUGCAUCCUCCCCACGCCGCCCACCGGCCGUCGCAUUCCUUUUCUCGGCGGCGAUCUGUACCUGUCCAGACCCACGGACACAACCACCCCGACUGCAUCCAGUUGCUGGACGAGAAUGAGCAGAAUGAGGUGAACCGGCUGCGGGACUCUAUCAUUGCGCAGCGUGAGUACAAGAAGAAGCGUCGUGAGUUUGUGGAGGAUGACAAGGUUCUUGUGGGCACCAAGGUGAGCGAGGGCCACGACAAUUACGUCACUGCAUACAACAUGUUGACGGGUCUACGGGUUGCUGUUUCGCGGUGCAACGCCAAGAACGACAGACCUUUGACUGACGAGGAUUUUACCGCCCGACACAAGCUGGCCUUUGAUAUAGUUGGCAACGAGCUGACUCCUUCGGCUAAGUACGACUUCAAGUUUAAGGACUACUCUCCCUGGGUUUUCCGACACUUGCGAGAGCUGUUCAAGCUGGACCCGGCCGACUACCUGAUGUCCUUGACCUCCAAGUACAUUGUCAGCGAGCUGGGCUCUCCUGGUAAAUCUGGAUCUUUCUUUUAUUUCUCUCGGGACUACAGAUUCAUCAUCAAGACGAUUCAUCACUCGGAGCACAAGCAGCUGCGCAAGAUACUCAAGGACUAUUACAACCACGUCAAGGCCAACCCCAACACUUUGAUUUCGCAGUUCUACGGCCUGCAUCGAGUCAAGCUGCCCUUCGGUCGUAAGAUCCACUUCAUCGUCAUGAACAACCUGUUUCCUCCCCACAGAGAUAUCCACCGGACGUUCGAUCUCAAGGGCUCUUCAAUUGGAAGAGAGCUGCCUGUUCCUCUCCCUACCACUGAGGAGGAGGAGGCUGCGCUAGCCCAGGGAGAGAACCUCCAGAACGCCGCCAUGGUGUUCAAGGAUAUCAACUGGAUCAAGGCCAAGCAGACGAUCAACCUGGGUCCCACCAAGCGAGACCAGUUCCUCAAGCAGCUGCAAGUUGAUGUGGAGCUUCUCAAGCGGCUCAACAUCAUGGACUACUCGUUGCUGAUUGGUAUCCACGACUUGAAGAGGGGAAACACAGAGGGUCUGCGAGACAAUCUGCUGUCAGUAUUCCAGCCCGUGGACUCUAACAACACGUCGGGUAAGCCGGAUGAGCUGAGGAGGGUGAUUAGUGCAACUAGCCCCACGGCAUUCAACACACAGGAUAUGCCUUAUGUUGUCAAUGAACACUCUAGCUUGCGCUUUUACGCGGAUGAUGGUGGCUUCAGAUCAACCAACGAGGAGGAUGAGCCUCUCGAUGAGAUCUACUAUCUUGGUAUCAUCGACUGCCUCACUCCUUACGGCUUUGUCAAGCGAGUGGAGACUUUCUGGAAGUCCCUCAAGCAUCCUCGAUUUGCCCUCUCGGCUAUUCCAUCGACGGAGUAUGGUGACCGGUUCUUCAACUUCAUGAAGUCAGUCGUCAAGUCGCCUCCAGCACAGGAGAAGCCUAGUCGGGGGCGGAGGCUAUUCAACAAGCUAACUAAGCCGAUCCAAUCAACUUCUCAGGGCGUCAGCCAAGGCGUGCAGCACCUCACAAGCCCUAUUUUUAACCAGGGCAAUGCGAGCACUUCAAGCUUCCAACACCACCCAAACCAUCAGCAUUUGCAUCAGGGCCACCACUUCGCCGGCUUCUCGGGCUACCAUACUCAUAGUCCUCAGCACAGUACCGCUACACCCACAGCGACAGUUAGCUCUGCCACUUCUGCCACUCCUGUGCCUUCACCAGCUCAGAGAAGCAGCUCCAUCGGUUCGGCGGCAGGUGUGCCUCGGUGCAACUCUCUGGGAGCCCCCGGCCGAACUUCUUCGUUUGGACGGACAGACUCCAUCUCGUCGGUGACGUCGACCCACACUGCUCGAUCCGGAAACACUGGCGCUGCCAACAAACCCAUCAGCAAACCCGUCAGUAAACCCGUCAACAAACCCGCUCUCAAUUCCAUGCCUCCUCCGGCCAGCAACAAGCCGCUGGCUCGGACUUCGCAGGAUAUUGAUAUCAAUGUUCUCCCCAGUUUGAAGGAGGUCGAAACCCGAGCUCCUUCGUUGAAAACUGAGAUGAGCCGGGAGUAA